AUGACACAAUUCCCAGACAACUGCCUCGUCCUCCGUCGCGCAACGGAGUCCUGCAAGACCCUCGACUCCCUCCGGUAUAAACUCCAUACCCUCCAGAAAAAGAUUGCUAAAGCCAGGGCCGCCCACACCUCCACCACGCCUCUUACUCCUGCUACUCAGGACCAGGUGAUGAUGGGAUUGCUGAACGAGGCGUACACACUUCAAUUCCAAAUAUCAACCCUCCUCGCCGCAACAGAGGAACCCAUUCCAGAGCGCCAGCGGAUACCGAUCACGACCCCUACAACCACCACUCGGGAACAGGAACAUAUCAGCAUUGCAGCACCCCCAACAAAUGCUCCCGUCGCAUGA
Molecule: messenger RNA, 348 nt
Organism: Linnemannia hyalina
Lineage: Eukaryota; Fungi; Mortierellomycota; Mortierellomycetes; Mortierellales; Mortierellaceae
Source: the annotation of a GenBank genome assembly